CGACCACAGUGAAACGCGCUCGCUCUCAGAAUGAACGACGACAGUCUACUUACGCUAGGACCACUCAGAGCCGAGAUAUACAUCUGUCCAUGCUGCCCGACUUAUCAGAGAAUCUUUCGAAUGAAGAAAGAACAUGGGAGGAGAUUAUGCAGAUUAAGGCGAUGCCGGUGCCUAUGAACCAGAAGAGAGAGCUGAAAGCAAGGUUACAGAACGCGACUAAGCUCCGGCUGCAGGGCCUGGAGCAGCUGCAGUGGCGCCAGCGCAAGGCGUGGCUGCGCGUGCGCGGGCGGCUGCGCGCGCUGGCCGCCCGCCUGGAGCUGUGGCACGCGCCCCUGCGGGAGAUCGAAGGCAACUUCGGGACCGGCGUCGUCUCCUACUUCCUCUUCCUCAGGUGGCUGCUGUUCCUCAACAUCUCCAUAUCCAUACUUAUCCUACUGUUCAUGAUCCUCCCAAAAACCUUGCUCAACGAGACUCAGUACGAAUGCGACGACUUCGAACCCAAUUCUACAGUCUGCUGCUCCAAUUAUUACCUCUCGAAGAACGAAACUGAUACCAACGUCUUCCUGGACAUCAUCCAGGGAACAGGGUUCAUGGAACGAACGAUACUAUUCUACGGUGUAUACUCAGACCAGAUAUACGAGUACUAUGUCAACGAUCUAUUGCAAAAUCAACUCUAUUUCAACAUGCCCAUGGCUUAUAUUCUAGUAGCAAUAUCUUGGGUCCUUCUUUCCCUAAUAGCUAUAGUCAAAACAGCAGCUAAAGGCUUCAAAGAACGUCUAGUCGAAAACGAGGGACAGUUUUAUAAAUAUUGCAAUUUAGUUUUCGGCGGCUGGGACUUUUGUAUUCACAACGAUAAGUCAGCUAAGAUUAAACACAAAGCUUUACAUAACGAGAUAAAAGGGUAUCUUGAGGAGGAAAAGUUGAUUGAGGAGAGACAGCUUCGGACUAGAGAAUCACAAAUAUUUAUAUACUUCAAACGGUUCCUAAUCAAUCUCAUAGUGUUCGCUAUCCUCAUAGGGUCUGGACUCCUCAUAUACUUCGCUUUCAACUUCUCCACAGACAGGUUGAACGAUGGCAACCAACAGACUCAACUUUCCCACGACAUCGGCAACUACUCUAACACCAAAGCUGAAAGACUAACUUUAGGCUUAUACAAGGAGGGAGGCAUGAACUAUGUGAUGAAACAACUCGAGGUCACGCUACUCGAGUUCCUGCCGUUUUUAUGUAUAGUAGUGUUAAAUUUAAUAGUACCGGAAGUGUUUAGUUACUUAAUACAGAUUGAGAGUUAUACACCCGCGCAUGUGCUCAUCAUAAUGUUGCUACGAACGGUCUUGUUGCGGCUGUCGUCUUUAGCCGUGUUGUUGAGCCAAAUGUAUAUUUACGUGAGGGAUAAUGGUUUCGUUUGCUCUCUUACUAAUGAGGAUUCCUCGAAACUUGAAUGCUGGGAGACUUACGUAGGCCAGCAGUUGUACAAGUUGAUCCUGACUGAUUUCGCGGUCCAAUUCGUGACAACCUUCUUCAUUAACCUUCCGAGGGCGUUCCUAGCGCGACACACUUCCAGUCGAUGUAUCAAAAUUAUUGGCGAACAAGACUUCUAUCUACCGAAACACGUUUUGGAUAUUGUCUACACGCAGACAAUUAUAUGGAUGGGAUCGUUUUUCUGUCCCUUCCUACCUAUCAUCGGUACAAUAUUCUAUUUCUUGAUAUUUUAUAUUAAGAAAUUUACUUGUUUGAUCAACUGUACGCCGUCUCCGGUCGUGUAUAAGGCGUCGAAGUCUAAAUCUCUGUUCAUGUCUGUCCUUUUGCUAGGUUUCAUCGUAUCCAUAGCGCCGGUAGCUUACUCAGUUGCUGAGAUCCUACCUUCGAUCAGUUGCGGCCCCUACAGGGGCUACAAUAACGUUUGGGAGUUUGUAGUCGAAACUUUCGACGGAUUCCCAUUUUUAAUAAGGGAGUUAAUCUUUCGUAUGGGGACUUCGACCUUCGCAGUACCAGCUUUUGCAAUUCUCUUGUUCUUUUUAUAUUAUUAUUGGGCGGUCGCGGCUGCUAACAGACAUAUGGUGUCAGUUUUGAAGAACCAGUUGGUGUUAGAAGGCCAUGAUAAACAGUUCCUUCUGAAUCGUUUGAGUGCGUUCAUAAGGCAGCAUCAAAAACGCUGCGAGAGGAGGAAUAGAGCCAGCUUUGCUGACGAUGACUCUAUUAGACAGAGUUCUAGGUAAAAUAUUGUUUUUGGUAUGUAGUGCUGUUGUGCGAAAGAAAUAGUCCAUAAGUUCAUAACAAAAAAUAUCUCUAAAAAGUCUCAUUGGCUCGCUGUAUGUUUUCUGCUGUAAAGGUAUAAAAUUUAUAAGAAAAUGGUAAAAAUAAAAAUAAUGCAUUUAGGUGAAAAAAUAAAUAAAAAAUAAUAAUAAUAAGAGAGAAAAUAACAUUGUUACAACUUUAAACAGUCCUUGAACUAAAAAUCACCUCAUCAACCAAAAAUGUAAAAAAUGACAAGUUAAGGAAAUAUUUGUCGUUAGUUUAUUGCAUGCUAAAUGUAAAUAUAUUAUGAUUUAUAUUUAGUCUUAUUUCAACAUAAAUAUGUGCCAAUUCUUCCACACAACAGCACUACUUAAUAUUAUAUUUAAAAGUUACGGAAGUCAUAGCAACACUGUAAAUUAAACCUCAAAAUUAUAAUAUAUUAAGAGUAUAGUAAAAACCCUUAAGUUAAAAUGCUAUAAAAUCGUUUAUAUAUAGAAGAUUGCUAGUUUGGUGUUUGAACAACGCAUGUUCCGUUUUGUUUCACUCCACCUCGUUCCACGCAAACCAGCGCAGUUCCCCGUACAAAUACUCAUAGCAUAUGUUUUAUUUGAUAAUAUCCCUUUGGAUAUCAAAUUUAAAGGCACAAUAUACUUUGGCUUUUAGUAGCAUAAUGCGAAUAAUAGGCUAGGUUAUUGUUGCGAGCAGUUCUUGCAAAAAAUGAUGUCUAGAAACAAUCCGUAAUUAUCACUAAGCUAAAUUUCGUUAUGCCAAUGUAUAUCAUAAGGAAAACCCAUUUUUAAUAAGUGAUAAAACUAGCUAUGGCACUAUACUUCUCAUGUGAGUUUUCAGAGUUUUAGUCCAAUUUAAAAUGUAGAGUAAGGAAAUGUUAACUCAAUAAAGUGGUUGAAAUCGAUUCGUUACAAAUGAUUGAUAAA
Messenger RNA from Trichoplusia ni (cabbage looper), 3170 nucleotides. Its product is annotated as transmembrane channel-like protein 7. Gene Ontology annotation, cellular component: plasma membrane. Gene Ontology annotation, molecular function: mechanosensitive monoatomic ion channel activity. NCBI's taxonomy places the organism in Eukaryota, Metazoa, Arthropoda, Insecta, Lepidoptera, Noctuidae. The record is from RefSeq and is a predicted model, not a curated record.